GUUUUAGAUAUGAAAGACGUAAAAUAAGUAAGUAAGUCUGCGUUCUUAGAAUGAACAAACACACUACAGUGUAAUCGGGGAUUACUUUGCCUCCACGACGGCGGAGGGUAAUUGCAGAGGGAGGGGUGUGAGGUGUUCAAGAUGGCGGCGCCCUGUGGAGUGCAGUUACUCUAACAGUGGUGCCAGGAGACUGUUUCGGCAGGCGGCCUCGGGACCCCGGCGCCGCUGGACCGGAGGGUGUUGUGACCGCGACUGAGCCGAUCCUCCCCCUCCCCCCUUCCCCUCCCCUCCCCUCGUCCCGCGCCUCACACCCCCGCCCCUCGGCUGUUGUGUCUGGGAGCGGCGCCCGUUGCCCUGACGCCCCACGCUCCGCCACAUCCGCCUCGACCGUCGCCUCCGCCUCCGCCAUGGCCCGGGAGCAGCCCAACGUGGGGGACCUGCUCCCUCUCCUGGAGUCCUCCGACAUCAGGCAGCUGGAGGAGAUCAAGGGGCUCAUCAACGAACACCUCAGCUCAGAGCGAGGGUCGGUGCUACUUAACAGCCUUGUGGACUACUUCCUGGAGACCAACUCCUCCCAGGCCAUGCACAUCCUGUCCUCCGUGCGAGAGCCGCACGAUAAGCACCUUCUGGAUAAGAUGAACGAGUGCAUGGCCAAGCACUCGUGCAGGCUGCCCACACUCAGCCUGCUGGGGCACGUCGUCAGGAAGCAGCCGUCCUGGAUCCACAAGAUCGCCCGCUACCCCCUGCUGCUCUCGCUCCUCAAAUGCCUCAAGACGGAUACCGAUGUGGUGGUGCUCAUAACUGGAGUCUUGGUGCUCAUCACACUCCUCCCCAUGAUCCCCCAGGCAGGAAAACAACACCUGUAUGAGUUCUUCGACAUAUUUGGACGAUUGGCGUCUUGGAACCUCAAGAAUCCAGGCCACGUGUCAGAGGUGUACCUUAUCCAUCUGCAUGCGAGCGUGUACUCUUUAUUCCAUCGGUUGUACGGCAUGUACCCCUGCAACUUCGUCUCCUACCUGCGCUCCCACUACAGCAUGAAGGAGAACGUGGAGACCUUCGAGGAGGUGGUGAAGCCAAUGCUGGAACAUGUUCGCAUACACCCAGAAUUAGUGACUGGAACCAAGGACCAUGAGCUGGACCCAACAAGGUGGAAGCGCUUCGAGGUUCACGACAUCGUUAUCGAGUGUGCCAAAGUGUCCCUGGACCCCAAGGAGGCGUCAUGUGAGGAGGGCUAUGCCACCAUGCCCGAGCACUUCAGUGCCCACCUGCAGCUGCGCCCAACAGACUGCACUGCCAGCCCCUACACUGACUUCCACAGCAGCUACGGCAGUUCCUCCUCCACCCAGUUCUCCACCCCUCGCCAGUCGGGCCCCCCGCCCCUCUCCCUGCCCCCCCUCUCAGGGACUGUCUGCAGGAGCCCACCCAGCAUGCAACGCCAGAACUCCAGCUGUGAAUAUAACUCCACGUACGGCAUGAAGGACCCCCUCUGGAGCCCCUCCUCCCUGUGUGGGAUGGCCACGCCUCCUUCCUCGCGCGGCAUGUCGCCCAACCCAGAGCUAUCCCACAGUGCCUCUCACCUGCCAAGCCGCGUCCAGAACACCUCGGCUGGAGGGAAGGGCACCCCGUCCUCCAGCACCCCAGCAGCUUCCUCCCCUCCCCCGUCCCUCUCCGACGACUUCCCACCCCUCGCCCUGGCCCAGACGGCCAGCCCCCCAUGCAAGGAUGGCAAACCUGGAGAGUCACACAAGCACCACUUGGUCAGACAGGAUCCCAUCAGAGAGCUGGACAAAGGAAGCGCAGAAGUGAACAACCACAGAGAUGGAGCAGGUAAGGGCUCGUCCAUGACCCUGACGGAGCUGUCUGUCUACAUGAAAGAACAGGAGCAGCUACGCACGGAGAAGGAGCGAGAGGAAGCUGCCAUCACUGAGGAGCUGCUGAAGCUGACGGAGGACAAGCGUGAGUCCUCGGCCCUCCGUGGCUUCGACUCGCCCUUCCUCCGCACCACGGAGACGCUGACCAACGCCGUGGACGAGAAGCCCGGUGCCGGCCUGACUUCCUCCUCCUCCUCCUCCUCCCGCGACGGUCCCCUCCACCCUCUCCACCCGCUGCACCUUCACAACGCCACCUCCACCCCCACGCCUUCCCAGGACAAGUCCGGUGGCGGCGGCAGUGGCAGAACCAGCCGUGGCGGAGGCAGCCGCGGCCCCCCCUCCCAGGACGGGUCCCUGCCCUGGGCCUUCCAGCCCGUCUUCACUCCCAUCGAGGCCCUGGAGCCUGGUGGUGGUGUUGGCGGCGGAGGCGGAGGAGGAGUUGGAGGAGUCGACCACGUGGCCCAGCGCAGCCCCUGCACCUCCACCACCACCGAGGAGGACGCCCUCAAGCUCGGCCUGCUCUCGCCCAGCCCCUGCCGGCCGUCGGCCGCGCUGCCCUACGAGGCCCUCUUCGACCUGGCGCUCCCGCGCGCCGCCUCACUCUUCGUCGCGAGGAAGACGCUGGAGGCCACUCGGAGGGCCUCCGUGGAGAGGAGAGGGCAGAAAGGAGGAGGAGGAGGAGGAGGAGGAGGAGGAGGAGGAAGCAGCGGCAGCAUUCUAGGAUUCGGGUUUGGGCUGGGGGAGGAAGAGGAGUCCGAGCUGGGGAAGCUGGUGCUGACCGACGGGGAGGCGGACGGAGAGCUGGGGCUGGGCGAGGGCGAGGGCGAGGGGGAGCUGACCACAGCCACGGCCUCCCCCCUGGAGGUGCUGGAUCGCCUCGUGCAGCAGGGAAACGACGUCCACGACAAGGUGCUAAAGAGAUUACCUUUGCCAAGCAAAUCAGCUGACUGGACACACUUUGGAGGUAAACAGCAUCAUUGCUCGGCGCCUCUGGACGAACUGCACACGCUGCGCAGCCAGCUGCUCCUGCUGCACAACCAGCUGCUGUACGAGCGCUACAAGCGCGAGCAGCACGCCGUCCGCAACCGCCGGCUGCUGCGACGCAUCAUCAACGCCACCGCGCUCGAGGAGCAGAACAACGCCAUGAAGGAGCAGAUGAACCUGCAGGGUGUGGAGAUGCUGUCCCUGCGUGAGAGCCUGACGGUGGAGCAGCAGCGCUACAGGCAGCUGUGGGACGACCGCGAGACCCUCGUCACCAGACUCCACAGCCAGGUCCGCCAGCUGCAGCAGAGCCGCGACGACCACUACACCAAGAACCAGGAGCUGCAGAGCAAACUGCAGGAGUGCCAGAAGCAGAUGGGCGAGAUGGAGGCGGAGCUUCAGAGAGCCAACAACAAGGUGUGCCACACUGGGCACCUGCUCAACCAGCUGACUGCCAAGCUGUUGACGAGCGAGAGCACCCAGCAGCAGAUGAGUUUCCUCAGCAAGCAGCUCCUGCUGCUGGGAGAGGCCCACAAGCUGUGUGUGCAGGAGCUCCAGCACUCGGGCCCCGACACCACUAAGGAGAAGCAGAUGCUGCAGUUGUCCAGCAGUAAGGAGGCGGAGCGUCUGCGGCAGAACCUGCUCUCCCAGGCCCAGAAGCUGGAGGCGGCCCAGCAGCGCGCGGCCGAGCUGGAGACGCAGCUCUCCAAGAAGGAGCACCUUAUCGCCGAGCAGAAGAAGUUCCUGGAGGACGUCAAGCUGCAGGCCAAAGGGGAGCUGCAGGCCUCAGAGAGCCGGUACCAGGCGCAGCGGCACGUGACCCAGGCCCUCCAGGCCGAGCUGCUGCAGCUCUACAGCCGGCUGGAGAUGGAGGCUCCUGUCAACACCACCAACUCUCCAGCGGGGGGCGACACUGAGAUCUACGGCCCCACAGAGGCCAGCGUCUCCAUCCCUGACGGCCUGGCCAAGGCUACCACCAAAGAGGGCCCGGGCGCCCAGCCCUCCCCUCCCCCGCGCAACGGCAACGCCAGCACUUUAUCGCCCGGGCAACCCAAGGCCAAGCCCUCCCCGUCGUCCUCCUUAUCCCCCUCCUCCUCGUCCUCCUCCUCGUCCGCCACCUCCGCCACCUCCUCGGCCACCAACUCCAUCAACGGCAGCCGGGACGGCCCCCAGCCUCCCCCCCAGCUCCUGGAGCCCCCGCUGUUGGGGCUCCCUCCCCGGGGCUCCUUUGCCCACGAUGAGCCCCUCACCGUGGGCUCCUACCCCAGCGCCAAGAGCUUCCUGGGCAUGCGGGCGCGAGAGCUCUUCCGCAACAAAAGCGAGAGCCGCUGCGGAGAAGAGGAGGAAUUGGGGGACCUGGAGGAGGAGAAAGAGGAAGAGGAAGAGGAUGCCGGUGGCAGUGGUGGAGGAGAAGGAGAGGACGGGCUGGGUCGACUAGGAGGAGGAGGAGGAGAAGGAGGAGGAGGAGGUGGGGGCCGAGGCCGGGUGCGCGCCUCCCCGCGUCGCCUCACCAGCCUCUCCCAAGCGCUGAAGAACGAGCUGUGCAUGGAGCCUCCAUCGCCCGGGUCUGACUCGCCUCCACCACCUGCCUGCCCCCACAAGCAGCAGCAGCAGCAGCAGCAGCAGAAACAGAAACCGAAACAACUAGAACCACAACAGCAGCAGCAGCAGCAGCAGCAGCAGCAGCAGCACCCACAGCAGAAGCAGCAGUGCCCAGGUCAGGGCAGUGCCAAGCCCGCCACCCCUCCUCCUGCCUCGCCCCCCGUCGCGAGCACUCCGAGCCCCGGGCCCCGGUCCUCGCCCGCCAAGCAGGCCCUGCAGAGGGCCAACAGUCGGGAGCGGUCAGGGGUCGGGACCGGGGUGGGCUCGCCGGCCGGCACUGGACGGCCCAGGCAAAAGCAGCUGAAGAUCAUGGACUACAACGAGACGCACCAGGAGAGCAGUUAAGAAAGACAUACUGAGAGACAGAGCGAUGGAGUGAGAAGGAGAGGGAGAAAUAAAAGAGACAGAGACAGAGAGAGAGAGAGGUAGAGAGAUGAAGGGAGGAGGUACUGAGUUACUGAGUGACUGGAAGGAGAGACGAAGCUUAAAUGAGUGGUGGAGAGAACUGCUGGCUUCUAACAGUAAAAGAACGUUUAAGGCAGGACUUUUUUUUUUUUUUGGAUUUUCAGUGUUAUUUGUUCCAUUCCCUCGAGUGGACAACAGGAUUUUGGACUAUUUUUCUUUUGGCUUCCUCUCUGUUUUUUUUGUAUUCUGAUCUCCCAAAACUGGAAAACAAAUGAUGGAGGAUUCACCUCGUGCAGUCGCAAGUGUUCACCAGCAGAGGGCUCUCAGUGUUCCCAUCAUUUGCCCCCCCAUCAUCAAGUCCGUUCUCACAGGCCUCUCUGCACUCAACUGAACACUUAGCGCUUAGUGUUGCCAUCCGUUAGCCAUUUUAGAGAAUAAGCUUUUUACCACAGCCUGUCCACAUCAAGACGACAGACGAAGUAUGUGCCCUGACUGCAGCCACUAACGACAGUCAGCAAAAGUGCUAGGUUCUUUCGAGCAAUAUCUCACUUUGAAGGAAUCAAGGUCCUUGUUGGGCACCGAUGAUUUGCUAAUGAAGGUGAAUGUCCAGUGUUUGUUUGGUCAUCGUGUUUCACUCUCUUUUUUUCAGACACCCCCGUUAAAAAAUCCAAGUAACGUCAAGUAGAACUAAAUCAAAGGCAUUCAUAUCAUGCAUAUCUGUCAUCAGUGUGUGUCUUUGCCAAUAUCAGUGAACAUAUGAAGGUCUCUGUGUGUGUGUGUGUGUGUGUGUAUGUAUGUGUGUGUGUCUUUCCAUUGUGUAUGAGUUUAGAAAGCCUGAGAGUGUAGAAGUGCAGAGGCGUUUUUUUUAUUAAGCUAGUUUUAAAUUAUUUAUUCUCUUGUCACAUGCUUUCCUGCUGCCUUCGUAUACCCAUUGUGCAUGCUGAAUCCUGCGCGGAGAGAGAGAGGGAGAUCUUCAAGGUGCACUACAUGAACAUCGGUUCACUAAUGAGGUGCUGAAUGUGGUCGAAGUAUAAUUGAGGAAAUGGCCAAUGUCCGCAGGUGUUUUUCUAUGGGAUAAACACCAUAGAGAAACCCUCCCCACCCCUGUUUCACAUAUCUUGAGCACAGCUGUUAAUGUAGAUCUCUUCUACCAAGACCUUCUCCCACUCUUUUUUUUUUUUUUUUUUAUAAACGAUGGCAUCAUGGUGUGUUAAGUAUUUCACAAUUCUGCGUGAGAAGUGCCAAACCAUGACAUGCUGCUGAAGAGGUACUUAAGGCGAAGGAACGCAUACCUUCAAAGUGUGAGCUAUCAUUUCAGUUUUCUUUUCUUGUUAGAAAAGAGUCAUGUAGAACCUUUUUUUUAUGCACAUAUCACUUUUGAGUUGCAUCGCUCUCUGAAUGCACAGAAGGCCAUGAGCUAAUUCACUCCCUCUCUCUUUGUCUUUCUUUCUUUCUUUCUCUCUCAGAAGGCCAUGAGCUAAUUCACUCUUUUUCCUCUUUCUUUCUUUCUUGCUUUCUUUCUUUCUUUCUCUUUCUCUUUCUUUCUCCCUCUCAGAAGUCUAUGAGCUAAUUCACUCUUUCUUUCUCUCUUCCUUUCUUUCUCUAUCCUACUUGUAAACACUCGCAGCGGAAUGCGCGCACACUGACAAGUGUGACGACGCUCACUUUUAGUCACAUUUCACUCACACGCACUCCUGUUUUUCCCCAUCGCUUUGCUGCUGAGUGUAUGGAGCAUAGCUCAGAUCAGAUGUGCGGAGGUGGAACUUGGGUGUCAUUCUUACACACACACACACACACAUACACACACUCACACACACCAAACAUAUCUAAUACAUUAUUUCAGUCAACACAUACUAAAAGGGUGUCCGGUGUUACCUCCUUUUACUUACUUCUCUGCCGUUUUCCUUUUGCUGUGAACAGAAUGUGAAAAGUCUUUUGUCUGUCUGCCCAGUUGUUUUAAUAUCCCAAAUCCUGUUGUCCACCUGAAGCCUCUUUCAGUCCUUCUGCCUUGCUAUCUAAAGCAUGUACAACAAUCCACUUUAAACGCCAACCAUAGGAAAUACAACAUACCAAGAUAACAAGGUACAAUCAGUGAAAAAUUGACUGGAGAAAUUGAAUGGGAGCUCCUUUACUGGAGAUGGAUGUUACGAAUAAAGAGGAAAAAAGGUUUGGAGGGGGACAAAGUUCUUAAGAAAAAAAAGCAGUUGCUUGUGUUAACUGUGAACGAUUAAAAAAAGAAAAGAAAAAAAAAUGAAAUAAAAAAAUUGUCUUCAAUGUUUUGCACUACA
Molecule: messenger RNA, 7147 nt
Organism: Sardina pilchardus (European sardine)
Lineage: Eukaryota; Metazoa; Chordata; Actinopteri; Clupeiformes; Clupeidae
Gene: tsc1b
Product: TSC complex subunit 1b
Exons: 22
Coding region: 408-4799 (1463 amino acids)
Biological process (GO): negative regulation of cell population proliferation; negative regulation of TOR signaling; regulation of cell cycle
Cellular component (GO): TSC1-TSC2 complex
Source: RefSeq, a predicted model, not a curated record